CUCGAAGAAGAUCCUCGAAGGAGGACGAGGACGAAGAGGAACAGAAGAGAAGCGCUAUGGGCCAGACAAGGAUCGUAGAAGGAGGAAAGAGAGGACGGGGCCUUUGGGCUGUUGUUUGGAUGGAGGAUUCAAGUCGAGGAGAAGGCCGAUCAUGGGUGCCCUUUUGCUCAAGACGACAUGACGUACCAAGAAGACUUGGUUACAACAAUAAGCCUCUGUGGUUGGGCUCGCCAAGCGUGCAACUACAGUCAUAACAAAAUCCAGUGAAAGAGAUCGCAACUUUUCUGGAUCUUGUCCCAACUACCCGGGAUUGACUAGGGAGGAGGAGAGGGACAGUCAUCAAGUCCCUGUUGUCCAAGCGGAUCCAUUCCUAGUUGGGUGAAUGUAUGUCGUGUGUCGGAUGAACACGAUUAUCAGGCAAAAGUGCUUCAUUGGGCAACAAUAACAUGCCCUGUUCCCAAGAACAAAUGAAGGUUAGGCCUGCUUGGUUAACCUCUUUCGUGGCGAAUCCGUCGAAGUGAAUUGUGAAACCAUUUGAUGCUCAAUCUAUAAUGGCAUCCAAUCCUAUGCAGAACAAUGGGAGUAAUGGAUUGUCACAUCACCCGCAUACUUCGGACGCAUCCUCCGCCGCUCCUCAACCAGUCCAGGGAGGUGCUCAAGGUUGCCAUUUUGAAGAAGGAACUUAUGGAGAUAUGGGUUCUGAUGAAUCCACAUCGCUGCUUUGGCACCAAAAUAAGCCCACGUGGAGCGGCGAUGUCAUCCCGGAAGAAACGCCCCUCACCGAUGUUCCCGGAUGUUCGGACCAGCCUUGCCAUCCUCCCUCCCACGGACCUUCAGGUUCCGGUGUCGGUCAAUACCUUCCAGGGACAAUGCGUUUGGCCAAUGGACGCAUAGGAUAUCAGCCUGUGGUUCGAAACCAUGAGGAUGAUCCCAAAAGUUUUGAGAGACCCUUGUACAGCAAUACAGUAUUCAAUGCCAUUGUCAACCAAUCUCUAAGCAAUACCCCUGUCAGAACUGUUGCCCUCGACGAAGUCUUGGGACCUUCAGUGGCCGAGUCCUUACCUAAAUAUGCUUACCCAACCAAAGACAAUGCGGCCUUUGGGGGCAGCCAGGAUCUUCUAAGUGGCCACCACCAUCGGCGGACACAAUCCUUGAAAGGUCGAAAGGAAGAUCGACUUCGGAGGAAAAAGAGGACAAGCGAGUGUCGGAUCAGCAUGGAUGAGGGCAACAACAAUUCCCCGCCUCUCAUCAUUCAAGAUCCAAUCACUGAUUCUCAAGGACAUCAUUUGUUAGAAGAUUUGAAUACCACCGCCUUCUCAUACGCCUCCUUGCCACUCGAGCCUUGUUAUCCCGGGACAACGGGUCAUAAUGGUCAACAAACCACCUCUUUCAUGGAACACGACCAACCCCAUGGCCCUUCAGACAUAUCCUAUCCGUACAAUCCAGAUUCAAGUGCAUUUCCACCCGGGGCAAUGCCGGGCGAUAAUUCCACCAAGGUCCAUUUUAGCUCGGAGAAGGACGACAUCUCAUUGUAUGGCACGCCCAAAGAGGAGAUGGCCCCGCCCACGGCCAGUGGUUGUUCCUCAAGGGCGAUCUCGGUGUCUAGUGAUACGAAGCCGGGCUGGGUUCGAAAUCAGUUGCAGAACAUUUUCCAACCAACGGACAAUAAGUUGGCCAUGAAGUUGUUUGGCUCGAAGAAGGCCUUGAUCCAAGAGCGGGUCCGACAAAAGGCAGCGGGACAUUGGAUCAUUCAUCCAUGUUCAAGCUUCAGAUUUUAUUGGGAUCUGUGCAUGCUCUUGCUUUUGGUGGCGAACCUCAUCAUCCUUCCAGUGGCCAUUUCGUUCUUCAACGAUGAUCUCAGCACCCGAUGGAUUGCCUUUAAUUGUCUUUCGGACACCAUUUUCCUCAUCGAUAUCGUUGUUAAUUUUCGCACGGGAAUCAUGCAACAAGACAAUAGUGAGCAGGUGAUCAUCGAUCCCAAGCUAAUUGCCAAGCACUACAUCAAGACCUGGUUCUUUUUGGACCUUUUGAGCUCAAUUCCUUUGGACUACAUAUUUCUCAUCUUUAACAGUAUUCGUGGCACUGACGAGUACACCGAAAGCUUCCAAAUCCUUCAUGCAGGAAGAGCCCUUCGAAUCCUUCGCUUAGCCAAAUUGUUGUCUCUCGUCAGGCUCUUGAGAUUAUCGCGGCUGGUCCGUUACGUGAGCCAAUGGGAGGAAGUCUACAUUUUACAAACAGCACGCAAAAAGACCCGCGAACGAGUUGACCACAGCAAGAUUGCGGGUGGGGACGGUGGCGAGAGGGGAGGUGGUGGCAGCUCCUCACCUAAAAACAGCUGGUUUGUUAAGUUCAUAAGCUCCUUGGGAGUGUUCAUGCGAAUCUUCAACCUUAUAUGUAUGAUGCUAUUGAUCGGGCAUUGGUCGGGCUGCCUUCAGUUCCUUGUCCCCAUGCUCCAAGGGUUUCCCUCCAACUCGUGGGUGGCCAUCAAUGAGCUUCAGGAAGCCUAUUGGCUGGAGCAAUAUUCUUGGGCCUUGUUCAAGGCAAUGUCCCAUAUGUUGUGCAUUGGUUACGGUCGUUUUCCGCCUCAAAGCCUGACAGAUAUGUGGUUGACGAUGUUAUCUAUGAUCAGUGGAGCCACGUGCUACGCCAUGUUCCUGGGACAUGCCACAAACUUGAUCCAAAGCCUGGACUCCUCAAGGCGACAAUACAGAGAAAAGGUGAAGCAAGUGGAGGAAUACAUGGCCUACAGGAAGCUUCCUCGUGACAUGAGGACACGCAUCACGGAGUAUUUUGAACAUCGCUAUCAAGGAAAGUUCUUCGACGAGGAAGAGAUCUUGGGCGAGCUCUCCGAGAAGCUCAAAGAAGAUGUGAUAAAUUUCAAUUGUCGAUCUCUAGUGGCAGCUGUUCCAUUCUUUGCCAACGCCGACCCUCAAUUCGUUUCGUCAGUCGUCACCAAGCUGAAAUAUGAGGUCUUCCAACCAGGUGAUAUCAUCAUUAAAGAGGGCACUAUUGGCACGAAGAUGUACUUUAUCCAAGAGGGAAUCGUGGAUAUUGUCAUGUCUCACGGAGAGGUGGCGACCAGCUUGAGUGACGGCUCAUAUUUCGGGGAAAUUUGUUUGUUAACGAAUGCACGCAGGGUGGCCAGUGUGAGAGCUGAGACCUACUGUAAUGUUUUCUCGUUAUCGGUGAACCAUUUCAAUGCGGUGUUGGAUAUGUAUCCACUCAUGCGGAAAACUAUGGAGACUGUAGCGGCCGAGAGGUUGAAUAAGAUUGGGAAGCAGAAUCCAAAUCUCGGAUCGAGUACAGAAAAUGGGGAUGAUGAUGACAACACACCGGACAUGACAGCCAUUGUGUCAGCUUUGGCUAAUCAACAAUCCGAAGAUGACGAGUCGAUCAUUUCCCAUUGCGGCUCCCUCGAAUCGCUUGAUACCCAAUACAUCCCCAAGGACCUUCAAAAUCUUAGCCGAAUGUUUAUUCAAGCAAACCUUUUGCCGAGACCCCGAUCAUUUUCCAAUAUGUCUCAUGAGAAUCAUGAUCAUGAGAGCUCUAGUCACACCCCAUUUAGCCGCUUUCGUGCCUCCUUCCACAAGUCGGACACCCGUUUGUUCCCUCCAAGAAAUCGCUCUCCGCCCUCCUCUACGCCACGUGCGGGCAAAUCGGGCAAUAGCCCACCGCAUCAUCACCACCAUCACCAUCGUCACCAUGGUCAUGGGCACGGGCACGGACACGGAUACAACAAUCGUCGCAGCUCAGGCAAUGGACACACACUUGUCCCCGGCGCCUUGCCGGGCUUUUUGGCUCCCCCUCUACUUCCGAUCCUGGCCGUGGAGUCCUCUGGCAAAUACACACCGAAACCCGAAACUCGAUAUCGGUCAUCGACGGCCCCAUCGGGCAACUUGCCUGCAAAAGAUUCAAAGAAAGGAAGUCCUCGGUCCCGAGGAGGCCCAAACACGUCCCCAUCAACAGCUCAAGCUGAACAAUCAAGUUCGUCCCAAGAUCACACGAAGUCUGAGUGAUCAUAAUUUUAGCCCUCACUCGUGAAUGAAGUGAACCCGCAUCGCCUAAUUAGUACAGAACCAAGCGACAAUAAAGCAUCAAAAAGAACCCUUUGCAAUGAUACUUGACAUACAAACCAAUUCCGUAGUACAGAUGUAGCCCAAUAUAUGAAAUAUAUAUCAAGUUAUUAUGGUCCCCCCCCCA
Messenger RNA from Tigriopus californicus, 4200 nucleotides. It is a transcript of the gene Ih, whose product is annotated as potassium/sodium hyperpolarization-activated cyclic nucleotide-gated channel 1-like. Gene Ontology annotation, cellular component: membrane. Gene Ontology annotation, molecular function: voltage-gated potassium channel activity. The transcript is spliced from 14 exons. The coding region runs from base 552 to 4016 and encodes 1154 amino acids. Gene Ontology annotation, biological process: potassium ion transport; transmembrane transport. The record is from RefSeq and is a predicted model, not a curated record. NCBI's taxonomy places the organism in Eukaryota, Metazoa, Arthropoda, Copepoda, Harpacticoida, Harpacticidae.